Molecule: messenger RNA, 1260 nt
Organism: Peniophora sp. CBMAI 1063
Lineage: Eukaryota; Fungi; Basidiomycota; Agaricomycetes; Russulales; Peniophoraceae
Source: the annotation of a GenBank genome assembly
AUGCUCGUCAUACCUCUCCUCAGGAACCAGUUCAAGUCCUCGUUGUCGCGUGCAUCAGCGCGUCCUUCGUCCUCGGCUCUACUUGUCGCUCGCAGAACCUUUGUCUCGCGCCCUGUCAUGCACUCGCCUGCGCGCCUCACACCGUCUCACACGCCCGGGCCGCGAAGCCGUAUUCUGGUACUCGGCGCCGGAAACUUCGGCUCUUGUCUUGCAGACCAUCUCGGCGAUACCGAACACGAUGUCUUCAUGUGGUCCCGCGAAGAGGACCUCGUCAAAUACUUCAAUGAGAACCAGAAGAAUAUCAGAUACCUCACAGACCACGCUUUCUCAAGGAAGAUCAAAGCUAUCGGUCCUGACCUACCGGAUGCGACGUUCAUCAAGGGCAUAGACGUGAUACUAUUCGCUAUCCCAACUGAAGGUGUAAGGCCCACGCUAGAACAGCUCCGUUCCAGUCUGGACCCGGCAACUGCGCCUCUGCUCAUCUUCGUGAACAAAGGCAUUGAAACUUCAACGAAUCAAUUGACGCUAGAGAUCAUCGCCGAUACUUGUGGCAAAGAGAUAGCGCGACAAGCUACCUUCCUUUCAGGACCAUCCUUUGCCAAAGAAAUCGUGAAACGGCAACCGACUAUGGUGUCUGUAUGUUCAAUGUCAAGCGAACAUGCCGAACGCGCUUCUGGUGUCUUCCACCAGCCUUGGUUCCGCUGCUAUACUGGCGGAGACGUGAUUGGCAUCGAGCUCGCCGGCGCCCUGAAGAACGUCUACGCGAUAGCCACUGGAAUUGCGGAUGGACUUGGUUAUGAAAAUAACACUCGGGCAAGUCUGAUCACCCGCGGAUUGGCAGAGAUGACCAGGAUUGGAACGGCGUAUGGCGCGAACCCGCUCACCUUCCUUUCCCUCGCGGGAGUCGGAGACCUCUUCCUGACCUGCAGCUCCCCAACAUCGCGUAACUACACCGUCGGCUACCGUCUCGGCCAGGGCGAAAAGCUGGACGAUAUUAUUCGUACGUUGGGCAGUGUAGCUGAGGGUGUGACGACGUCCAAGGGGCUCAAGGCCGUCAUCGAUAAGCUCGGUGUAGAGGCACCCAUCGCUGCGGGCGUCUACGGUGUUCUGUACGAAGGGAAAAACGUGGAAGGCGAGGCACGGGCGUUGAUGGAGUAUCCUCCGUCCAAAGAGCUCGAUUUCCCCGCGACAGCAGGUUUACCGGCUCGGAAGCUCAUGGCGAAGUUGGGCCUGCCGGGUGACACGCAGCUUUCGUCGUGA